UAUAUUCGUCAGGUGGUGCCAUCAGCUGGUCUAGGGGGUUUAAACCACUACUAACAUACACCUCAACAACCUAUAACAACAACCACAACUACUCCACAAGAAGACAUAACUUGACAUGGGCAGUCUCAUCUCUCUAAUUAUGGGAAGUCCAUCGUUGCCAGUAACUAAGAACUGCCCAGUUAUUUACAUCACUGGCUUUUCUAAGUUUUGGCAUUAUUCAGAGAACUCUAGUGAAAUGGCUGUGUGUAUUUUGAAGGAGUUAAAUCUAGAGAAGAAACUUGGAUGCAAAAUUGUCUUUGAUAUUUUAAAUGUUUCAUAUGAAGAUGCAAGCAGCAUUAUACCAAAGAAAUGGAAAGAGUUAAAUCCACAGCUGGUAAUCCAUAUUGGGAUGAAGUGUAAUACAGACAAAUUAAUCCUGGAGCAGGUAGCACGCAACAGUGGAUACGAAUAUAAUGACGUCCAUAGGAAAGUACCGAAGGACAAGUUGUGUAUUCCAGGUGGUGAGGAGGAGAUAAAAUCUGGAAUCUGUAUGGAGACAGUGUCAAAGACCAUAAAUGAGAAUGGCACCAUGAAAUCUGAGAAGUCCACGAAUGCUGGCUGGUUUAUCUGCGAAUAUGUGUAUUACUUGUCUCUACAUCAGAAUAGAUUCAGAUCAGCUUUUAUUCAUGUUCCCCCAAUUAGAGACAAUAUAUCAGCAUCAGACAUUGCAGCUGGUCUUGCUGCUGCUAUAGAGGCCCUUUAUCACCAAGCAUUGGAUUUAAACAACAAGAAAUAGUUGCUCAAAUGGUUGUUCAAGGUUGUGCAGUGUUUUAUACAAGUAGUGAAUGCUCAAAGGUUCUCAAGAAGAAAUGCACAAGAAGUUUGAAAAGUUGAAACGAAUGUGCUGUUGAGUAUGUCCUCGAGGCAUUUUAGAGAUUUUCAGGCUCCUAAGAAUGUGCCGAGAUAUUAUAUUUGUUAUAAUGUUUUAGAUACUAAUGUAUCCAUUACAUCUGCAUUUUUUUGUAAUUUACAAGUGAAUGAUGUAUGUAGCUUCUAACCUGCCAUAGAGUACAAACGAGUCUCGGGCCUCAGGAUGUAAAUGAUUUUGUACUUUUAAUUUUGCCACAUUGUUUUGGUUAGAAAACUGUGCAAUUUGUUCUAUUCUGAGGCAGUUUUGUCCAGUAUUGAUGUUGGUGCAUAAUGUUAGAGUUGUUCGUAAUAUUUACCCGAAUUUACCCCGAGGGCCACUAACUCUAGUGGCCUUGACGAGGACAGGAACCAGGUACCUUGUCAAAGGUUCCACCACUUGCCCAGAUAAUCAUUCCCAGUUGGAUUGAUCUUUUCCAGGUCCAUAUUUAAAUACACGUAUCUAAUACUGGUACUAGUACAGUAGUCUCUUUUUAUUAGAUCUUUUUUUGAAUUUGCAGUUUUGACAUAUACUGUGGAUCAUUAAAUGUCCAAUUCAUUUUGCUGAAAAAACAUUCAUUGUCUUCUUAAGGAAUUGUUUUGUUAGUGUUCAUAACUAAUAAAACUACUUUAUCUGAAUCCCAAACCAGCUGCAGUAUGUAGUAAGAAUGGCAAGAAACCAUAUACAGUAGCACAGUUAGCACUUUCCAACCAGUUGGGACUGAACUCUGCCAAAAAAAGCCAAGUUUGGUUAACUGGGCAUAAUCUUCCACAUAGUAAAUAUUGAAUUUAUCCUUUCAAAAUUUUGCACAGGUUUACUAAAAUCUGUACUAUAAACUAAAGGCUCUGAUAGUUAGAUUUUGCCCUGCACAAUUUCCUCAAAUUCAGGCAGAUCUAUACACCUUCUACAUCAACUGACCAUCAUCCAUUGCUAUACACACUACUUCAUAUUGUUUACUUCCCUAUGGGAAUGCUUGAUCUGGAUCAAUCAUUACCAUUGGUAACUUUGUUUCAUCUCGCAUUUGCUCAUACAGUAUCACUGCCAGAACACAAGCUCUCUUAAUUUUAGCCUGGAUGACUGGUUCCUCUUCUGUAAUUAUGUACUGAUCUUCCUUUCAACAUAAUGUGUCGAGAUCUUGCUUUCACCUUUCAAAGUACAAAGUGUGGCUUUGCUAGCAAUAUUUUAGUAUAGUCAUCAGAGGGAUAUUGAAUUCCACUUCUUUCAGCUUUACUCUGCUCAAAAGGCAUCACAACAUGUUUCCUUUUAAACUUGCUGCUAUUGUAGUUUGUCUUGGCUGACACAUUACCUACAUUUGUUGUCAUGUGGCAGGGUAUUUUGUAUUGUUGGUUUGAGUCAUAUUCUCAUUGAUGGAACUGUACCUAGCUUAUUGGAGGCAAGUGCACUUGUGGGAAGCCGAGGAGGAUAGUUUGUACUGUAGAUGAAUAAUUGAACUUUUUGAAUAAUGGGAGCAUGGGAAGUGGGAUGUCCUCUGAUAAAGAAUCUGACAGCAGGUUAGAGUAAUCCAGCAUGUAAUAGCUAGCACCAUUGAUUUAUAUUUUGGGUAUAUAACUAAUUAUGCAAUGUUUAUAAAUAAAUUUCUCAUUUGAAUUUUGUAUACCCUCAUUAUUUUUUACACUUCACUGUAAUCUGCAAUUGUAUCCUUCCAUAUACAGUAUUUGCUUUGUGCAUUCAGGUAUAUAGUACAUACAAUAUGUGCAGGGAUUGGGAUCAAGAGAUAAUGAAUUUCCCCAUUUUACUUAUCUCAAAUACUGACCUUCAGUAUACAUUUCCCCAUGUAUACUGUAGGUCAGUAUUUGGGAUAAUAAAAAAUUAUAAAUACUUUUACUGUCUUAAUGGUAUUUUUGGUCACUUAUGAAAGUGGCGAGGUUCUCAGAAUAUGAAAAUUUGGUAGAUGGUUCAUUUCAUUCACGUAAUAAGUUGUCCUCGAAAGAGUCCUCCUUUAAAUUUGUAAAUUAAAUUGUUUGCCAGCAUUUAUAAACGUGUGUGUGUGCUUGCAGUGUUAUUGCUGGAAUUGGUUAACAUUCCCAAGUCUUUUUCUCCGAUUACUGUUACCUUUUCCUUAUGGUGUAGAUUCCUUCUGAUCUCCAACCGUUUUCCAAUUGUAGCAUAAGGUAAGAAUUGUUGAUGACAGAAAUGUACAGUACUUCCAUUUACUUUCCUCUUCUUAGUAUCUAGUCAGUGUUUCUUAGACUGUAGCCAGGGCUAAAUGUAAUAAUAUUGUGAUUGUGACCAAGGUUUGUGACUGCAGAAAGGCAUAUUUUGCUAGGCUGAUAUAUAAAAUAAUGUGCUUACAAAAUUAUUUUCCAUUAAUUAAUUACAAAUUGUUACUUGCAAAAUUCAGCUCUGACUGGAUAACAUUAAAUCUGUUUUAUGUGGUGUACAAAUUAGUUUAAUAAAUAUUUACCAAAUGGUAUCUAAUUAUUGGCUGAACCAAAUUACUGUAUUGUAUAAUGAAUAUACUUAUUUUUUUUUUUAAUUUACAGCAGGAGGAGAGGUAGAGAGAAAUUACAUGUUACAGGUAAAACAGGUUACCUUGAAUACUUGUCUGAUCUUUCACAGUACAGUAUUUGUUUUUCACUAGCUCUAGAAUUUUUUAUCAUUCCUGAACUCUUCUGUAAUUUUCAUUGUUUCCUAAGAUGGAAACAAGAUUUUGGCUCAUGUCAGUGUCUUUUGGGUGUGUAUUAUGCAUUUUAAAUUCUGUAGCCUGUACUGAUAUUGUUAAAGUAAAAAUAAAACAAUUCACAUUGUGCUUGUUAGAAGCAAUGGGUGAAAAAUCAUGAAUAGUGUGAUUGUAUCGUGCUGUAACCACCAUGGCAGCCUCUCAUAUGUAAUUUUUUGUAAUUUUUUACCAAUUAUAGAUUUAAGAUAUUCUGUGACUUCUAAGAUCUCUAAACUUCCAAAUGUAGCUAAUUGGUGUUGUCUGCUGUUUUUUAAUCCUAAUAUCCAUGUACCUGCCAUCAUUGGACAAAAGUUGUGCAUUGCAUUCCUAUGAUGUGAAUGCUCAACAUGUAAUGCAAAGUUGGGAAUAGGUUUAAAAGUAGCCUUAGUAACAGAUUUUUAAUGAAUAAAUACCUAGCUGUUUUCAUUUGUUAAUUGGUACAAUUAUUUGUAUUCCAAAUUGUACCCACCCCCUUAAAAUUUCACACGUGCAGUAUUGUACAUGAAAUAGGUUAUGGGUAUUUAUUUUUAAUACAUAUACAAAGUACAAUGUAAGAACAGUAUAUACUGUAGUACCCAAAUUUUCUUGAUGCUUAAUGAGAUUUUUAUACUAUCUUAUUUUAAUACAUAUACAUAGUCUAUAUCAUGUACUGUACUGUGUAUCUAUAUGUACUUAAGUGGGUCUACAUAUUUUAAUGUAUGCUCCAAAUGUGGAGUCGGAUAAUAAUUUAAUAAAAUGACAUAGUUUUUAUUGCUUGUAUUUUUAUCCUUGUUGUCCAUGUAAUCUUUUCAAUCGCAUGGAGUAUGUAAAGUCUUCUGGUGUUCUUCAAAUAUUUGUUGUAUUAAAUGCUCAUCGACUACUUGGGUCAUUUUGUGCAUCAUAUUACAAUAUUUCCCCAAGUACAAUAGACUAUGGAUAGUGCCUUAUGGUUGAGGGGAAUCUAUAGUUUGCUAAUCUAGAGUACAGUAUAGUUAAUUGUGGCUUAUGCAGCUGUUCUUCUGGCCUAAGGCAAGGAACCAAACUAACCUGUAUGGAAAAAAAAAACCUUUAUGGACUUGGAUACAAGUACUAUACAGUAUAAUACAUUUUAAGUUAAAAGGCUUUGGAAUCUGUAUGCAAAUGGGCUACUAAGUAAAUGCAGUUUGGUCUUCAUUGUUCUAGAUGUACAUUAACUAUUUUAUCCAGACUGUACUAUUGGAUAUCUACAUAGGUGGAAAUGUGGACAACAUUUUUCAGCUCUAUGUUGUCACAGUUAUGGCAAAUGGUUUUUCAUCUGAAAUACAACUUGCACUCUAAUAAA
This is a messenger RNA of Procambarus clarkii (red swamp crayfish), 4866 nucleotides long. RefSeq names its product pyroglutamyl-peptidase 1-like protein. The record is from RefSeq and is a predicted model, not a curated record. Gene Ontology annotation, molecular function: pyroglutamyl-peptidase activity. Lineage: Eukaryota; Metazoa; Arthropoda; Malacostraca; Decapoda; Cambaridae. Gene Ontology annotation, cellular component: cytosol. Gene Ontology annotation, biological process: proteolysis.